CUCUUUUGACGAACUCUUUAGCAACGAAACGACGCAAACAUGGGAAAGGAAAAGGUUCACAUCAAUAUCGUUGUCAUCGGACACGUAGAUUCCGGUAAAUCGACCACCACUGGUCACCUUAUCUACAAGUGCGGUGGUAUCGACAAACGUACCAUCGAAAAGUUUGAGAAGGAAGCUCAGGAGAUGGGUAAAGGUUCCUUCAAGUACGCAUGGGUCUUGGACAAGCUGAAAGCCGAACGUGAACGUGGUAUCACGAUUGAUAUCGCCCUUUGGAAAUUUGAAACUGCCAAGUACUAUGUGACUAUCAUCGAUGCUCCGGGACACAGAGAUUUCAUUAAGAACAUGAUCACUGGUACGUCUCAGGCCGACUGUGCAGUGUUGAUUGUGGCUGCUGGUACGGGAGAAUUCGAAGCUGGUAUUUCCAAGAACGGUCAGACCCGUGAGCACGCACUACUUGCCUUCACCCUCGGCGUCAAGCAGCUCAUCGUUGGUGUCAAUAAAAUGGACUCCACUGAGCCGCCAUACUCGGAGGCUCGUUUCGAGGAAAUUAAGAAGGAAGUUUCCUCCUAUAUCAAGAAGAUUGGUUACACCCCAGCUGCUGUCGCUUUCGUUCCCAUCUCAGGGUGGCACGGAGACAACAUGCUCGAGCCCUCGAGCAAGAUGCCAUGGUUCAAGGGAUGGGCCGUCGAACGCAAGGAAGGCAAAGCUGAUGGAAAGUGUCUCAUUGAGGCACUCGAUGCCAUCCUCCCACCCAGCAGACCUACCGAUAAGGCUCUGCGUCUUCCCCUGCAGGACGUUUACAAGAUUGGAGGUAUUGGAACGGUGCCCGUAGGCCGUGUAGAAACUGGAGUUCUGAAGCCAGGUACCGUCGUAACCUUUGCUCCAGCAGGUCUCACGACUGAAGUAAAAUCCGUCGAGAUGCACCACGAGGCUUUGACUGAAGCCGUGCCCGGCGACAACGUUGGUUUCAACGUAAAGAACGUUUCCGUCAAGGAACUUCGUCGUGGAUAUGUUGCCGGUGACUCUAAGAACAAUCCGCCCAAGGGCGCCGCCGAUUUCACCGCUCAGGUAAUCGUUUUGAACCACCCCGGUCAGAUCAGCAACGGUUAUACGCCAGUGUUGGACUGUCACACGGCACAUAUAGCGUGCAAGUUCGCCGAGAUUAAGGAGAAAUGCGACCGACGUACGGGUAAAACGACUGAGGAGAAUCCAAAGGCGAUAAAGUCGGGAGACGCGGCCAUCGUGACUCUGGUGCCGAGCAAGCCGAUGUGCGUCGAAGCCUUCCAAGAAUUCCCGCCAUUGGGGCGCUUCGCUGUGCGUGACAUGCGUCAGACUGUCGCUGUCGGUGUUAUCAAGGCAGUCAGCUUCAAGGAUGCCACAGGCAAAGUCACCAAGGCCGCCGAGAAGGCACAGAAGAAGAAAUAACUAGCUACUAUAACGGAUGACCACCGUGAGGUGGCGCCGCCGCCUCCCUGUCCCGUGUCUCAAUUAAUUGAUUAUUAUUAUUAUUAUUGCGAUAGUAAUAAGUCGGCUACUGCCGCUGCUGCUUCUGCUACCCUCAUGGUAGUUAACGUUGCUGAGAUUAUGAUAUCCAUUAUUAUGAUUAUUAUGACACGGAGGACUGACGUCGCGCCAUGCUUAUUAUUCACGAAACGUUGUUUAUUAUUUCUUUUACUAUCUAAAUCCGAAUGGCUGAUACAGCAGCACUGUUGUUUCCACCGCAAGGAAUUUCGCAGGAAAAAAUAUUACCUAUCGUAAUAAUGUAAUAAUAACUUUUUAAAGAUGGCAACCGAGCAACAUGAAUUACUAUCAGCAAAAAACAUAACAACAAGGUAACUAAUUGAACAAACUACAAGUGCUGAUUAAAUUUAUGUUUCUUUUC
Molecule: messenger RNA, 1882 nt
Organism: Neodiprion fabricii
Lineage: Eukaryota; Metazoa; Arthropoda; Insecta; Hymenoptera; Diprionidae
Gene: EF1a-F2
Product: elongation factor 1-alpha
Exons: 4
Coding region: 40-1425 (461 amino acids)
Biological process (GO): translational elongation; translation
Molecular function (GO): GTP binding; translation elongation factor activity; GTPase activity
Source: RefSeq, a predicted model, not a curated record